AUGACGACUCUCGAUGAUGUCCUCGCAAUACAGAAGACGAGCAAUAUUCUUUACCCUCCAACUAUCGUCACUCCUUCCACGGAAUCUAAAGUCGAAACUGAUACUUCGUCUGGCACGUUAAGUAUUGGUCUCUAUAAUUCUACGACCUCAAACACAGUGUAUGCCUACAUCACUGGGCUUGCAAUCAACAACAACAGUGCUCUCUUCCUCCUGGAAUCAGAUGGGCAGACGGCAUAUUACCCCACCAAUCCUUCCGCGAAUGGCUCAGCUUUGUCGGCCAAUUGUGCAAUCGCUCUCGGUGCUCCUGGAACCACCGUAAAUGUCACAAUUCCGUUCAUUGCGGGAGGUCGCAUCUGGUUCUGUGUUGGCAGCACUCUUACCUUCCUCUUGAACCCCAGCACCUCAGGCCCGGGUCUCGUUGAACCAUCUGUCAGCAACACUUCAGAUCCAAACUACAAUCUUUCCUGGGACUUCUGCGAGUUCACGUACAACAGCUCGCAGCUUUACACCAAUAUCAGCUACGUAGACUUUGUCUGUCUGCCCAUAUCCCUGACUUUAACGUCUACAACCGGCUCGACCCAGCAUGUCAGCGGGAUGGCAUCCGAUGGACUCAACACAGUCUGCAGCAAUCUCAUCGCUCAGAACGCCUCUGACGGAGCAGGCUGGGAUCAACUCGUCAUAACUAGCAAUGGAUCUAAUCUUCGAGCUCUUUCGCCGUCGAACGGCAUAGUCUUCAACCCCAACCUCUUCUCAACAUACUGGACUUCCUACAUUGAUGCUGUCUGGGCUCAAUACGUCUCCGCCCCCAUUACAGUCGACACUCAAACUUCAUGGGGCACCUUCACGGCCUACACAUCCAACGACCGCACCUCACUUGCCUUCACCAAUCUUGGCUCCUUCACUAAACCCUCUGCAUCAGAUAUCUUCGGCGCCAAUUCCGGAGCAUUCGCACCACAAGCUACCAAUACGGCUCAGCUACUCAACAUAGGCGCACGACUCGAUGCCGCGUUCAAUCGUAGCACGUUGUUAAUUGAUGCUGAUCAACCUGAUAAUGAGGUCGUCAGUACCUACUAUCAGAACAGCAUCACUAAUCACUACGCGAGGAUUGUUCAUGCGGCAAAUCUAGAUGGAAGAGGAUACUGUUUUCCCUACGACGAUGUUGGACCAGAUGGAGGGGCAGACCAAAGUGGGUUUGUGAGUGACGGAACACCGGCCAAUCUGCUUGUUACUGUAGGUGGAGGCAAUGCCUUUGCUCGGAGAGAGGUCCAGCAGCCGACAGGGAAGGCGAUGAAGAGAAGCUUGAGUUGGGAAGACGACGUCAAGGCACUAGUGACUGUUGAAGAAGAUACGGAUAGAGACUUGGAGAAGGGACUACAUCCGAAACUGCUGAAUGAGAAUGCCUCUUCUUCAGAGGCGAAGAGAUUCAAGCUUCCGGCGAUCGUGGAGCGAUUCGUAGGCCCACAACUUGCUAAGCUCCAAGCAUCACCUUUUUACAUGCAACGAGUCGCACGAUUGAUCGCGCUCAUCAGCCAGCUAUUACUAUCCAUCCUCUCUCUGUCGAUACGCACUAUAGUCUCUCGAGUUUUCAUCGUCGUUUUCUUCUUGCUGUUCUACUUCCUCGGUCUUUUGCCACAUGGCACAAAUGGCGAGACGCAAAGAAGGGUUCUGGAAUCGAUGGCUGCGGCAAGUGGGAAUGGGACGACGCUUGUAUGA
Mollisia scopiformis is the source of this 1713-nucleotide messenger RNA. RefSeq lists its product as uncharacterized. Lineage: Eukaryota; Fungi; Ascomycota; Leotiomycetes; Helotiales; Mollisiaceae. The coding region runs from base 1 to 1713 and encodes 570 amino acids. The transcript is spliced from 2 exons. The record is from RefSeq and is a predicted model, not a curated record.